Notothenia coriiceps (black rockcod) is the source of this 1727-nucleotide messenger RNA. The record is from RefSeq and is a predicted model, not a curated record. NCBI's taxonomy places the organism in Eukaryota, Metazoa, Chordata, Actinopteri, Perciformes, Nototheniidae.
AGAAAGUCUGUUGUCAAAUACUUUGGUAAUCAAUUAAUCAUUUGAGUCAGGAGUUCUUUAAAGGAAAUGCAAAAGCUUUCCUGGUUUGAGCUUCUCAAAUGGGAAGCUGCUCUUCUUUGUUUCAUAUGAUUGUAGAAUGAAAGGAACGGGACCCCGCCUCAAUGCUGUAUCCAGUCCUCUUAAUAUAUCCAUGGUUACUUGACUUUGUUUAUAUCUGAUGCUUUUUCUCUAACCCUUCCUGUCCAUACAGGGAAGUCCAGCAGUUCCGUGACGAGGUGCGUAACUCCCCCGAGGUGAAGUUUGCCGUGCAGGUUUUCACUGCAGUCAACAGCAACAACUUUGUGCGCUUCUUCAAGCUGGUGAAGGGAGCCUCGUACCUGGCCAGCUGCCUCCUGCACAGAUACUUCAAUCAGGUCCGAGCUAUGGCCUUGAAGAUCAUGAAUACGGCUCACACUGUGGGUCCACGAUCCACCGCGUUUCCAGUGGAGGAUUUAGUUCGGAUGUUGAUGUUCCGCACCACUGAAGAGGGAACGGACUUCAUCCAGCAGUACGGCCUCAACGUCAACGAGGGUAUGGUAGAGCUGAGUCGGAUAGCCUUUCAGGAGCCAGAGCUGCCUCUGUCCCAGAAGAAGUCGGCGGUCAUCCUCGCAAAGAGAAGUGUGCUGAUCGGAGAGGUGGUGAACGGAGGCCCCCUCCCUAAUCCCCCCCAGCACACCCCCGCCUGCAGCUUCGACCCCCAGAACAAGUACAGAGGAGAGGGCCCUCUGGCUGAGCCCACACAGAGCCUGUUCAAAGGUAUGCCCUCCUUUCUACUGAUCGAAACACUCACAAAUAUAGCCAUGGAGGCUGAUCUGCAAGACUUAAUGGAAAUGAUUGCCCAGCUUAAGGCUGACAAUGAGCACCUGCGACGGGAGCGUGCUGCAUCUCGAGGUUCGACCAGCGCUGAUGGGGGCCCAUCCACUGCACCACAACCCUCCACCUCAAGGGGGGUUCACACCAGCGAGCGAGUUCUCUACCUUCCCAGAGAACGCAAAUGUCCGGUGUUUAGAGAUCAGGCUUACUUUAUCUAUGACCAUCUGGAAAGUGAGGCUAGAGAGGAGAUUAGGUACCAGCCACAAGAGAGUUUCUUUUCCAGAAAGCAGCUAGUUGGAGAAUCCCUCCAGGAGUAUUCCCAUGCCCUCUUCUGCCUCAUGGAGAAAAUGGUUAAAAGCACCCCCGGAGUGGAUGAACAGCUGGAUCAUUUGGGAAGCUGUGUUGAACAAGCUGCAGCAAGAGGGCUUGAAAGUGAAGCUGAGCAAGUGUGCAUCCUUUCCAAAAAGGAGAGUUACGAUCCCUUUCUGGGCUUUGCUAGUUACUACAGGCGCUUUGUGGAGGGAUUUGCCAAGCUUGCUGCCCCCCUUCACCGAUUAGUUGCAGAAGCUCAACGGACCCACAGGCGGAAGCAGCAGCAACCUCUGGAGGACAGUUGGACUGAAGAGAGUGGACAGGAGUUUCCCAGGAAUCUCAGAGCAAAGUUGGAGGUCAUAAGAGCUGCCCCUAUCAGGGACAUUCAUUCCCACGGCCUUGCAGAAAACCUUGCAGCCUCAGAGGCCCAUACUCUGUACUGGGGAAAACGCCACAAGACGCCCGAGACCAGGCCAGCACAGAGCAACCCUCUCUCCACAGGUCCUGGAGCUGUGUCGGACAAUGAGAAAGAAUCAACCAGGAUGGAAUGGAACUGCUGGUAA